This is a messenger RNA of Nicotiana tabacum (common tobacco), 3098 nucleotides long. Lineage: Eukaryota; Viridiplantae; Streptophyta; Magnoliopsida; Solanales; Solanaceae. The record is from RefSeq and is a predicted model, not a curated record.
UCAACUUUAUAUGCUAUUAUGCGUUAAAUGUUUAGGCCUGGCAUUCAGCAUGCGAAGUAUUCUGAGGUCUCUCCUGUUUAACUCAAGAAAAAACGUGAAAGCUAAUGUAAACAAGAUUGUCUCAGUCCUUAACGACAUCACUAAAGAAAGAUUAAUCGUCCAAGGGACCAUUUUUCAUGGGCAUUUGAUAAAAACAGGCAUUUCUUCUCAGAAACACAUUGCCAUUAAAUUGCUUAUUAUGUACUUUAAAUCCAGAAAACCAAAGGAAAUUGAUCAGAUGCUGAAGGAGUUUGAUGGGUUCAACUUAGUUGUGCAUAAUUGUCUGAUUACUGCAAAUCUUGAGUGGGGAAAGCUGGAUGAAGCUCGUCGACUGUUUGAUGAAAUGCCUGAGAGAAAUGAGGUUUCUUGGACUGCUAUAAUUUCGGGGUUUUUGAGGUUUGGAAAAGUUGAUGAGGCUAUUUGCUACUUUGAGAGAAACCCAUUUCAGAAUCUGUUUUCCUGGACUGCAACUAUAAGUGGGCUUGUUCAAAAUGGCUUGAGUUUUAAAGCUAUGAAGCUGUUUGUAGAGAUGCUUCAAUCUGGAGUAAUGCCCAAUAAUGUCACUUUUACCUCUGUUAUUAGAGCGUGUGGAGAGUUGAGUGAUUUUUAUUUGGGAGCGUGUGUAUUGGGUUUGAUUGUUAAGGUUGGUUUUGAACAUGACUUGUCAGUUUCAAAUUCUUUGAUCACGUUUAACUUGAGAUUGAAUGAUACUGUUUCAGCAAGGAGAAUUUUUGAUAGGAUGCAGAGUAGAGAUGUCGUUUCUUGGACCGCGAUUUUAGACAUGUAUGUUCAGAAGGGAGACUUAACUGAAGCUCGUCGUGUCUUUGAUGAGAUGCCAGAAAGAAAUGAAGUUUCUUGGAGUACAAUGAUCUCGAGGUACAGUCAGAGUGGUGAUGCAGAAGCGGCGGUGAAUCUCUUCUAUUGCAUGGUCCAACAGGGAUUUAAACCGAAUAAGUCGUGUUUAGCAAGCGUAGUAAGUGCAUUGUCGAGCCUUGAAGCUUUGAUAACGGGAAGGAUUGUUCAUGGACAUAUUUUAAAAAUUGGGAUUGAACAAGAUGCUUUCAUUGGUAGCUCACUGGUUGACCUGUACUGCAAAUGUGGAAGCUCUAAGGAUGGACGUGUAGCAUUUGACUCGAUAUUGGAGAAAAACGUUGUUUGUUGGAAUUCAAUGGUCAGUGGUUAUAGCCUCAAUAACCAACUCGAAGAAGCUAAGGAGCUAUUUGACAAGAUACCCCAAAAAAAUAAUAUUUCAUGGAAUUCGCUAAUAACAGGUUAUUUAGAGUAUGAAAAAUUUGAUGAAGUUUUUGAAGUUUUCAGUGACAUGCUUCUGUCUGGAGAACAACCAAAUAAAUCUACUUUCUCUAGUGUUUUAUGUGCUUGUGCGAGCUUAGCUUCAUUAGAAAGGGGGAAGAACUUGCAUGGUAAGGUCAUUAAACUUGGCUUUCACUCUGAUGUUUUCGUGGACACUGCCCUUCUAGAUAUGUAUGCCAAAUCGGGUAAUGUUGAAAGCUCUAAGAAAAUCUUCAAAAGGAUGCCCAAACGUAACGAGAUUUCCUGGACAGCUAUGAUUCAAGGGCUUGCAGAAAACGGCUUUGCAGAGGAAGCACUUCCUGUAUUUGAAGAAUUUGAACGGACGAAGUCCGUUGCUCCUAAUGAGCUUAUUCUUUUAGCAGUUUUAUUUGCUUGUUCCCACUGUGGUCUUGUAGAUAAAGGACUCCAUUACUUCAAUUCAAUGGAAAAGGUCUAUAAUAUACAACCGAAUUCUAGACAUUAUACCUGUGUAGUGGACAUGCUGUCUCGUUCAGGACGCCUUUCUGAAGCAGAGAAGUUCAUCUUGGACAUGCCUUGUGAACCAGACGUUCAAGCCUGGGCAGCUCUCUUAAGUGGUUGCAAAACAUACAGAAAUGAGAGGAUGGCAGUAAGGGUAGCCGAAAAGAUUUCAGAGUUGGCAGAAAAGCAUCCCGAAGGAUAUGUGUUGCUCUCAAAUGUUUAUGCUUCGGCUGGAAGAUGGUUAGAUGUCUUACACACGAGAAAACAAAUGAAGGAAAAAGGACUGAAGAAAAGCGGGGGAUGUAGUUGGAUUGAAGUGAGAAACCAACUCCAUUCAUUUUAUUCCCAGGAUGGUUCUCACAAUGAGUCCACAGAGAUUUACGAGGUUUUGGAUCUAAUGAGGUCAGAAAUGCAGCUUAUAUAGAUUGCUCCAUAUUUUGAAGGGCAGUUAAUUGAAGCCAGUUUCAGAACAGAGGUCCAUUCCCAGAAAAUUGAGUGAAUAAAUUAUCUCGUGGAGCAAAAGGUUUUGAACCAUUGCUGCAUAAAUGCCUGCCUGACACUGUAAUUUGGUAAAGUGAAACUGACUUACUGACAUAUUGGUUCUUUUCUAAAGAACGCAGUUUCCUUAGAUGUCAUGAGAUGGAUUCAAGUAGGAAAAGCUCUCUCUUCACUAAUCUCAAUUCCUUCACCUAGUGGUUAAGAGCUUUCUUUCUACCGCCACCAAAAAACAAGGAAGGGCUGAUAAGUUGGAAAGUGAAGUUGGCAAUGUAAACAAAAAGGAAAGAAUGACUCAUUCCGACUAGUUAUAGCUUGCUGUAGACAUUGUAUAAGUCUACUUUUUGACCUUUUCCGCCAUUGACAAAGGCUCUUUGGAUUAAUAUUCAUUGAUUAUUCCAUACAACAACAACGACGCCUCAAUCCCAAGCAAGUUGGAGUUACUAUAUGAAUCAUCAUUGUCCAUAUCACUCCUUCUAAGCUCAUCUCGGUCAAUAUGAUAUAAUCCAUUGAUUAUUCCGUCAUUUGUAUACUUCCAUAAUACUCCUACUUCCCGGAAAGAUAAUGAUUUGACACAGGAACACUGGUUACUUGCAAAUGUCUAUAAGCGGUGGCAAAUUUUGGAGGAUAAUGGAGACUGGUUGCCGAAACUAUGCUCGUCUUAAUGUGUGUAACUUCUAUACAUUGAAAGUGUAAAAUUUUUGUUACAUUAUUAGGUCACCUACAAGAGAUCUUCAUAUAAUAGUUCAUAAAAAGUGAGAUCAGUAACUUGGAAAACGAAGCAAGUUACUUGU